Molecule: messenger RNA, 603 nt
Organism: Necator americanus (New World hookworm)
Lineage: Eukaryota; Metazoa; Nematoda; Chromadorea; Rhabditida; Ancylostomatidae
Exons: 1
Coding region: 1-603 (200 amino acids)
Molecular function (GO): nucleic acid binding
Source: RefSeq, a predicted model, not a curated record
AUGCAUCAAUCGUUACUUACAGAAUUCUCAUGGCUGCCGAUCUGCACCUGUUUCUGGUCGUCCUGGUGUGCUUUCAAGUCAGCAUCACCGAAUGAUUUCGCGCAUCGAACUCUACGUAGACCGUCAACCAAAUUCGCUUCAAAACUGGCCUUUCUGUCUCAAGAGCAACAAUUUGGCGGUCCAUCCGGUCAUACCAGAACAUCAGCAAAAAUGCUAUGCAAACCCCUCUACCAACUUGUGCUGCAGUCAAGCCUUUUGCCAUUUUUGAAAGGUAGAAGACGGGCGGCACACGUGCUGCAGCAAGACAACGCUGCAGUUCAUGUGUCUAGAUCAAUCAAAGAUUGGCUCCAGCGACAUCACAUUCAAGUUAUAGACUGGCUAGCGUCCUCUCCACGCUGUAACCCUAUGGAGAACAUCUGGGGGAUAGUUGUUCGAUAUGUCUACUCGAUCAACAGGCCGUUCAGUACCGUUGAAGGGCUGAACGCAACGAUAUCAAAUGCAUGGGAGAGCAUCGACGAUAACAUGACCCAAAACCUUCUCACCAGUAUGCAUCAUAGGCUGCUUGAUGUGAUGAGAGAAAAUGGUGGCACAAUUGACUACUGA